UGUUUUGUAUUGCGAAGGAAGAUGACGUCAGACUUGUGAAAAUCGGGAAAAAUAAAGUGGCUGUUUUUCAAUGGCACCACCAAGGUACUCAAUUCGCCGUGCCUAACAGGCAUACACUUACGGCAAAUAGUAUUCUUUCAUUCUUGCUGUCAAAUGUUUUAAUCCAUCUACGUUUGUUUCAAUAAAUUCGCCUUGGUUUGUUUAUUAUUUUGUUAUCACUUUGUAAACAUGUGCGAUCUCUUGAACGAAUUUGAGCUGAAAAGGCCCCCACAGCUCACACUGCCAAUUUUGGUUAAAAAUGCUCCUAAUGUGCGGGCCUUACAGGCUGCCAUAUAUCAAUAUUUCCGGCAGUACCGGCCACAGGAGGCUGAAUUCGCCGAAGCAUCUGCUCUAUUGGGAAGAUUAAUGGCACGCCGAAAAAACUCCUUUCAUGGUAUGAUGGGAUUUCGAGCUGUCGUCAAAUGUAAUAAAGCGACGUGCAGAUUACUGCGCAUUGAUCUUCCGCGUGAACUUGAAUUAUUUCAAGGCUCUGUACCUGAUUUCGCACUCAGCUCCUCUGAUACAUUGGAAAUGCCAACACAAAACUGCUUUGACUAUGUAUUAGUACGUAUACUAAAUGUACAAGGAGUUUAUUUACGGAUACGAGAGUGCUGUUUACAAGCAGCAGAGUAUUUUGCGAAAAUGAUACGCAACAACUUCUUUAUGGAUACCUCCACAUUGCUCUUGGCAGUACUAGCUAAGCUUUACAACCUAAGCGCAUUAUUAGGUAAUAAAUGUGUUGAACUUUAUAAUAAAUUACAACCGAUGCGAAGGAAAUUUCCUGUGACAGCAAAAAGUGUGUGCCAUGGGUUAAGCCUGCCGGAGCAACUAGAACGUUUCUCAGAGAAUCAGCCUUUAGAAAUGCAUAAGGCUGAAAACAUAUUUUUAAACAUUGAAAUUCCUUCGCUAACAACACCAAAACCUCUUACACCAGUACGUACUUUUAAACCGAUAAAAAGACAAAAGAUCUUAGAUGUAGGUGUAGAAGUAAGCAGAGGAACUGCAUCAUCGCCUCAAUGCGCUUUCAAUGCAGACCUUGAGUUAUCUACAGUAGAAACGGCUAAACGUUUCAUUGCAUCUGAAAAUGCGACGCGGAAACAGUCCUUAAAACAGAGCAUAACUAAAGAUAUAUUGCCUCACGAAUGGAUAGGUGCAACGCGUCUAUUCGAGCGUAAAUUAUUAGCUAAUGAGCACAAGAAAGCUUUGAGUAUUUUCCGAAAAUUUAUUGUAAGCAAAAUUACUUAAAAUAAAUUAUAAAUAACAAAUUAUAUAAAUUGUUUGGUUUAUUAUGCUAAUGAUCCGCACACGGUGGAUGACACAGUACGAAUUACCCUAAG
Messenger RNA from Anastrepha ludens (Mexican fruit fly), 1376 nucleotides. RefSeq lists its product as uncharacterized. The transcript is spliced from 2 exons. Lineage: Eukaryota; Metazoa; Arthropoda; Insecta; Diptera; Tephritidae. The record is from RefSeq and is a predicted model, not a curated record. The coding region runs from base 229 to 1284 and encodes 351 amino acids. Gene Ontology annotation, cellular component: nucleus. Gene Ontology annotation, biological process: positive regulation of Notch signaling pathway.